AUGUUACACUGUGCUUUGGCUCUCUGCCUCCUCCUUAUCACCGUCUCUUCUAACCUUGCUAUUGCCAUCAAAAAGGGGAAGAGGCCUCCUCAGACACUCUCGAGAGGGUGGGGAGAUGACAUCACUUGGGUACAAACUUAUGAAGAAGGUCUCUUUCAUGCUCACAAAAGUAACAAGCCAUUGAUGGUUAUUCAUCACUUAGAAGACUGUCAAUACUGCCAAGCACUAAAGAAAGUAUUUGCCCGAAGUGAAGAAAUUCAAGAAAUGGCUCAGAAUAAUUUCAUCAUGCUGAAUCUCAUGCACGAGACCACUGACAAGAAUUUGUCACCUGAUGGACAAUAUGUGCCUAGAAUCAUGUUUGUGGAUCCUUCUUUAACAGUUAGAGCUGAUCUAACCGGAAGGUAUUCUAACAGACUAUACACCUACGAGCCUCAGGAUUUACCCAUAUUGAUAGAAAACAUGAAGAAAGCACUAAGACUGAUUCAGUCAGAGUUAUGAGAGAUGACGGAGAGAAG
Molecule: messenger RNA, 515 nt
Organism: Lepus europaeus (European hare)
Lineage: Eukaryota; Metazoa; Chordata; Mammalia; Lagomorpha; Leporidae
Gene: AGR3
Product: anterior gradient 3, protein disulphide isomerase family member
Exons: 7
Coding region: 1-498 (165 amino acids)
Cellular component (GO): endoplasmic reticulum
Molecular function (GO): dystroglycan binding
Source: RefSeq, a predicted model, not a curated record